Gymnodraco acuticeps is the source of this 4953-nucleotide messenger RNA. It is a transcript of the gene kirrel1a, whose product is annotated as kirre like nephrin family adhesion molecule 1a. Gene Ontology annotation, biological process: cell-cell adhesion. The record is from RefSeq and is a predicted model, not a curated record. Bases 251 to 2806 code for a protein of 851 amino acids. NCBI's taxonomy places the organism in Eukaryota, Metazoa, Chordata, Actinopteri, Perciformes, Bathydraconidae. Gene Ontology annotation, cellular component: cell-cell junction. The transcript has 15 exons. Gene Ontology annotation, molecular function: cell adhesion molecule binding.
UUGCUGCCCCAGUGAAGAGUAGAAAACGGACUGUCGCUGGAGAGCAAAGAAGAAGAGAGGGGUGAAAAAAGCAGUGAAAUGGUAUAAAAGCUGAGCAAGUCCACACCGAGACAGGGGACAAACGAGGAGGGACGACGCAGGAGGAUUAUUGUUCUUUAUCUAAUUAUUACCAAAGUCAGAAAACUCCCGCUUUUUGAUGCUGUCCUCACGGAGGUUUGAGCCAAUAACGGAUUUAUUGGUCGGCUGAACCAUGCAGAGGCUGCUGCUCCUGAGUUUGGUGUUGAGUUUUCAAACUGUGUGGACGGCGAGGUUCUCUCAGGAGCCGGCAGACCAGUCGGUGGUGCGGGGCCAGAGGGUGAUCCUGUCCUGUGUUGUCUUCAACUACUCAGGCAUUGUUCAGUGGACCAAAGAUGGCUUGGCUCUGGGUAUCGGAGAAGACCUCCGGGCUUGGCCCAGGUACCGCGUGCUGCGAGUGCAGGAGCUGGGCCAGUACAACCUGGAGAUCCUGUCAGCUGACCUGUCUGAUGACUCGCUGUACGAGUGUCAGGCCCCUGAUGCUGCCCUGAGGUCCAGGAGGGCCAAACUCACCGUCCUCAUCCCCCCAGAUAACCCGGUGAUCGAUGGGGGUCCAGAGGUGUUGCUGAAUGCGGGGGAGUCCUACAACCUGAGCUGUGUGUCUCGAGGGGCCAAACCGCCUUCUAUGAUCGAGUGGCUUAAAGAUGGGCUGCCUGUAGAGGGGGCUGCCAGCACCACUGAGGUGCUUCCAGACAGGAAGAGGGUGACCACACGUAGCUACCUGCCCAUCCAGCCUGUGGACACUGACACUGGGAGGAACUACAGCUGCGUGGCCACCAACCUGGCUGUUCCCACCGGCAAAAUCACAACCGUGUCCCUCAACGUACACCAUCCACCGUCAGUGACCUUGUCCAUCGAGCCUCGCUCUGUCCUGGAGGGGGACAGAGUCACCUUCACCUGCCAGGCCCACGCCAACCCUCCUAUUAUGGGCUACAGUUGGGCUAAGGGGGGCGUGUUGCUACAGGGUGCCAGGGAGAGUGUGUUGACCACCAAGGCGGACCACUCCUUCUUCACAGAGCCCGUCUCCUGUCUGGUCUUCAACGCUGUGGGGAAGACCAACGUUAGCAUCCUGGUGGACGUUCACUUCGGUCCAAUUCUGCUGGUGGAGCCGCAGCCAAAAACAGUGGAUGUUGACUCUGAUGUCUCCCUCAACUGCAAAUGGGCUGGAAACCCUCCGCUCACACUCACCUGGUUCAAAAAGGGAUCAAACAUGGUUCUGAGUAACAGCAACCAGCUGUUUCUGAAGUCUGUGAGCCAAGCGGAUGCCGGCCAGUACGUAUGUAAGGCCAUCGUCCCACGGAUUGGAGUAGGAGAGACUGAGGUCACGCUCACUGUCAACGGCCCCCCCAUCAUCUCCAGUGAGUCAGUCCAGUAUGCAGUGAAAGGGGAGAGAGGAGAGGUGAAAUGCUACAUAGCCAGUACACCUCCGCCAGAUAAGAUUGUGUGGGCGUGGAAGGAGAACGUGUGGGAGAAGGAGAAGGGAACGCUGCUGGAGAGGUACACAGUGGAGCAGAGCAAGUCCUCGGCCGAGGGAGGGGGCGUCCUCUCCACCCUCACCAUCAACAACGUGAUGGAGUCCGACUUCCUGUCCACCUACAACUGCACCGCCUGGAACUCCUUCGGCCCCGGCACCAUGAUCAUCUCACUGGAGGAGACCGAGGAAGUCCCAGUGGGGAUAAUAGCCGGUGGGACGGUGGGCUCCACCAUCCUCCUCUUCAUCUUUCUGCUGGUCCUCGUUCUGAUCUUCUACCGGCAACGCAAAGGCAGUCGCCGCGGGGUCACGCUGGGUAAGCCCGACAUCAAGGUGGAGACGAUCAACAAGGAGACCCACAGCCUGGAGGAGGACUCCGGCAGCGUGUCCACGGCUUCGCGCAUGGUCAAGGCCAUGUACUCGUUUCUCCCCUCUGUGUCCUUCUCUCCUUCCAAUCAGCCCUUUAAAGAUGACAUAGAGCUCAAGUCUGACCUCCGCAGCGACACCCUGGAAACCCGCCAGGAAUAUGACCUUAAGGACCCCACCAAUGGCUACUACAACGUGCGGGCCUCCACCCACGAUGAAGGCCGCCCUGCCUCGCGCUCCACCCUGCACUAUUCUGACUACCGCUCCCCCACAGGGACCCCAGGGGGUGCCGCCUCCAUCAGCAGCAGUGCAGGAGGCUCAGGAGCCACGGCCAGCGGAGGGGGCCCCGGUCCCCCCGGCCCCCUCACCUCCCCUGGCCGCCCACAGGCUUGCUAUGACCCCAGACCCCCCUCUAGACUCUCACACAUCAGCUACGCCCAGUUCAACACCUUCACCCGCGCGGGCCAGAUUCAGCAGCCCCAGCCGAACCCCCCCCCCAUGGCCAGCGACUUCCCGGGAGAAUGCAGCCUCCUGGACUCCACCUCCCAGCUGGCCUACGACAACUACGGAUACCCGUCGCAUUACCAGACCUACCGCAUGGGUUUCGCCCCGUCCAGCCUGGCCCCUCUGGAGGCCUGCCCCUCCUACGAGAUGUACGGGGUGGGGGCCGGGGUGGGACCUGGGGUGGGACCCGGGGUGGGACCCGGGGUGGGACCUGGGGUGGGACCUGGGGUUGGCAGCCCUGUUGUGGGCGUGGGUCCCCCGGGCCCUGCCCCCUCGGGAUCAGAGCCUGGACUCGGAAAGUACGGCAGCUCCACCCGCUUCUCCUACACCUCCCAACAAUCUGACUACUCCCACAGCCGGCACACACAGAGGAUGCAGACUCACGUGUGAGACAGAGAACACCCUCACGGUCUGAGCAGAGCAUGAGGACGCAUCUUAUAAAUAGUGUCACACCUAAAAAACACGACAGACAAUCAUAGAUUUACACGCACACAUUUCACACAGAAACUGAAAAACAUCACACACACCCACAUGCACAGUCAGGAGACUGUGCCCAUGAGACAGGGAGAGACGGGGAGAAAAAAAGACGAGUGGGAAAGUAGUUUAGUGAGACAGGGAAGGGAAAUUCCACACAAUUUUGAAUUCCCUCUCUCCCAAUGUGUUUGUAUAUCUGAGCUCUGAAAGAGCGGACGGCGCAAGUCACAAUCAAGACUGAGAAAGAGAGCAAGAACCAGAGAGAGGACGAGAGAUCACAGAUCUAUGGAGCCCUAUAGCUUUUGCUCUGAACUGACUUUGUAAAUGAUGAGAGAGAACGUCUUUAGGCUAAACGGACUGUCAAAUAUGGAACACGCUGAUUGGGUAAAACCUCAACCAGUGGAAGUUAUUUCUGGCCUCCAUUUUUUAUUUUGUUUUGCUGGUUGUCUUAUUCAGUGAUCAUAGAGCACAUACAGUAUAAAUAUAGUAUCCCAGAAUGCCCUUUUGUACAGUGGUACAUGCCAUUAUGCCCGUUAGGCGGCAUGUGUUGGGGCUGGGGGGGGGGGGGGUUGGGAGGGUUGUCAUCAUUUUGCACUGCAUCUACAGUAUUCAUGCUUAGACGUCCCUUAUCUAUAUCUGUGUAAUGUCUUCUUUUUAUUUGCACACCAGACUAGAGCUUUGUAUUCUAUUUUUUAACAUUACAGAAUUAUUUUUGUCAAUGUAAAACAUGUAUUGUGUAUGUACGGACCAAAAGUUUUGAGCGUGAGCCCACUUAAAGAAAACGGGCCGGUGAUUCCACUGAGACAGGAAGAAGAGUUGUGUCAACAGCGGAGCCUGAAUUCAGGACGUGUUUCACAUCAGAAGGGUGUAUCAGUGUAUAAAGGAAACCCUAGUGCCAAGUGUUCAUGUUGUUAUUCACCUUAAACCAUGUAUAUGCAGUAGAAGCUCCUUCUAUUGGUGACUGUUGCUUUAUAAACCAGGCUCGGGGCCUUGAGUCAUUCUCAGACAUUUUCGUAGGCUGGAGCCUUUUUCCUCUGAGCUCCUCACUACAAGCUCGGUGCAGACAGAGAGAAAAACACAGAUGUUGGGUUUAGAACUGAGUGGCCUUAUAGGGGAACAUGUCGUACAUUUCCAUUUUAAUCAUUCCUCAUCGUCUGUCUGCCAAAAAAACGGCCGGAGGAGAAUGUGUAAGGAGAGGUUCAAUGAAGGCUUGUCCACAAUAUUGACAUGUAGUAGAGUAUGACUGUGAGCAGGGUUGGAGUUAUGUGGGAGCCAAUGGGAGCUGAGCUCCCUUAAGGAGGGUCUGAGCUCCCACGGACGCAGUGAAAUCAUACAUCUGUGGGAGUCGCUAAUACAUUACCAACAACCAUUAUUUUAAGUUUGUAGCAAGUAGAGGGCUGCUGCUGCGCGUGUGCGCACGCGUUAGUUUUAAAGACCCCCAUAGAGCUCAGUUUAUAACUCGAACCCUGACUGUGAGUGUGUGUGGGUGUGUGUGUGUGAGAGAGAGAUCAAGAGGGAGUGUUUGGGCACUGGCAAGCACAUCGAUUUGUACAGUGUGUUUGUAUAGAUGUGUGAAUGACGGCGUGUGUAUGGGAAGCAUACUGUAAACACGCAGCACACGACUCCAGUGCUAUUGUAUGCAUGUCCGUGUGUAUACAGUAUGUGUGUGUGUGUGUGUGUGUGUGUGUGUGUGUGUGUGUGUGUGUGUGUGUGUGUGUGUGUGUGUGUGUGUGUGUGUGUGUGUGUGUGUGUGUGUGUGUGUGUGUGUGUGUGUGUGUGUGCUUCAGUAUAUGUCCAUAUCAUUUCUCUCACAAUCCUGUCACAGUACUUUUAUACCUCUGGUAGGACUGUAUCCUGUAUUAUUGUGUCUUUGAAUUUAGAAAAUCCAAUGUUUAUCUUAUUGUACUGUUCUUCGUAGCAGAGACAACUGUUCAAAAGAUGUACAACGAACGUUAUCAAACUCUCAUUUUUUAAUUUCAUUAUCUUCAAUAUUUUUUAAAAAUGGUAUGUAAUUAUUUUUCCACAGUAUUACAUAAAUAAAAGCACUGUUUUUUAUAAUAAAG